Messenger RNA from Panonychus citri (citrus red mite), 901 nucleotides. It is a transcript of the gene Ran, whose product is annotated as GTP-binding nuclear protein Ran. Bases 136 to 801 code for a protein of 221 amino acids. Gene Ontology annotation, biological process: ribosomal subunit export from nucleus; protein import into nucleus. NCBI's taxonomy places the organism in Eukaryota, Metazoa, Arthropoda, Arachnida, Trombidiformes, Tetranychidae. Gene Ontology annotation, molecular function: GTPase activity; GTP binding. The record is from RefSeq and is a predicted model, not a curated record. Gene Ontology annotation, cellular component: nucleus; cytoplasm. The transcript is spliced from 3 exons.
CUUUCUUUUAUUAACUAACUCUUGUGAUUAUAAAACUAGAAGAGUUGAAUAACUAUAUAUUAGUAGGAAUUGUAUUCUAUCAGUUUUUUUGUUUGUUUGUUUCUUUCUUUGUUAAUAGUAACAUUUAGCCAAAAAAUGCAAGGAGCUGCAGCCACACAAGGCGAUGGUAUCCCUACCUUCAAAUGUAUUCUGGUCGGUGAUGGUGGUACCGGAAAGACUACCUUUGUAAAGAGACAUCUUACUGGUGAAUUUGAGAAAAAAUAUGUUGCCACUCUUGGUGUUGAGGUUCAUCCUCUUACCUUUGAUACAAAUCGAGGUCGAAUUAGGUUUAAUGUAUGGGAUACCGCUGGUCAAGAAAAAUUUGGUGGUCUUCGGGAUGGUUAUUAUAUUCAAGGUGAUUGCGCCAUUUUAAUGUUUGAUGUAACCUCACGUAUAACUUACAAGAAUAUCCCUAACUGGUAUCGAGAUUUAACCAGAGUAUGUGAAAAUAUCCCCAUGGUACUUUGUGGAAACAAAGUUGAUAUUAAAGAUAGAAAGGUCAAAGCAAAAUCAAUCACUUUCCAUCGGAAAAAGAAUUUACAGUACUACGAUAUUAGUGCGAAAUCUAAUUAUAAUUUUGAGAAACCAUUCCUUUGGUUGGCCCGUAAAUUGAUCGGUGAUCCUAACCUUGAAUUCGUUGCUAUGCCGGCUCUUGCACCUCCCGAAGUUACCAUGGAUCCAGAAUGGCAAGCCAAACUUGAGAACGAAAUGGAGGAAGCUAAGAAAAUCAGUUUACCCGAUGACGAUGAUGAAGAUCUUUAGAUUAUUGUUUUGGAUUUUCUUCAUAAUAUUGAUCACAUCAUCUUUAUCUUCAUCAUCUUUCCUUGCUCUUUUUUCCAAGUCGUCAUACUAAAAAAAAGAA